AUGAUUAAUGGAGAAAAGACUUGUCCUUCCGAAAAUAAAUGUGGACGAUAUGGAUAUUGUUAUAUGAAAGGAAACACAACGUCAUGUGAAUGUAAAUUUUGGUGGGAAGGAGAAUUAUGUAAUCAACAGUCAGAUAGUGGAAAACAAGUAAUUAUACUUGGUUGCUUGACGGGAACACUUAUUAUCAUUUUCUACAGUUUACAAAUCAUUCGAACUAUUUAUAAGAAAUACAGACAACCAAAAGCAAAUACGAACAAAGAAAUAUCAAAAGAUUCGAAACUUAUAAAUGUAGCAAUUGAACAUGUAAAAAAAUCAACUCCAAUAUCAUCAAGUUUUAUCGCUAUUUUGAUGAUUAUUGUUGCUAUUGGCACUCUUCUUGCUAAAUGGUCAAUUCUAAAAGAGAUUCAUGCUGAAAUAGUUAAUAAAUAUAAAAAUAAAGAACCAAUCUAUUUCAACAGAAAAUCUUUUUGUGAUAUACUUGAUAUUCAACAAUUCAAUGUAGUGACAUUUCCUGUUGCUUGUCUAGUUGUCAUCAUAUGUAUGAUAACGACUAAACGAAUCUCAUUUAUGAGAAAUAAAUGCUAUGGAUAUGGAGCACCACCAGUGCCACUUGAUUUUCUUUCACAUUUAGAUCGAAAAUUUGCUGCUGUUAUUUUUGCCAUUAUAGCCGAUGAAUUGUUUGGAAUAGUACAACAACUUGGCGCGUCAUCAGGUUUAAAUGAAGGCAUUCUUGUUAAAUUUCUUUUACGUAUAUUUCAAGUAUUAAUAAUGGGCUUUCGGUUUUAUCCUAUAUUGGCUUGUGUUUAUAUCAAUUCGAUAGUUACAUUAGUAUGUGCAACAAUAUAUGCAUGGCUUGAUUAUUCAUUUACAAUUGUUACUCAAGGUAUGUGUUAUCCAACGUAUUAUCCAACGUAUGAUGAAUAUGAGACAAAUACAACUGAUAUUAGUGAUAAGUUAGAUUAUUAUGGUACUGGUUCAGCAUUGAUUGCUAUUGAAUUAUGUAGUGAUAUUCCAAGAUAUCUAUGUUUAGCUUAUGUAAGUGUUAAAUUACCAGCAAUGUUAAUAGAAAAAAUAUAUAAUCAACGAAAAAAACAUUUAACAGAAGAAAAUAAAAUGUUAAUGUCAUUAACACGAGAAGAAAAACUUUUAUUAUGUAUAUCUCAUCCAGAAUCGCCUGAAAUGCUUUAUGUACGAAACUUAUUUCGUUCAGCUAAUGAAAGACCUAGAAGUGAAAUAUUAUUUGCUCGUUUAAUACCAAAAUUUAUUUAUGAAUGGAGAGAUGAUUUUCAAUUUUCAACACGUGUUUUAUGUCUUUAUUCAUCUAUAUUCUUUUUACUUUUCUUUGUUACUGUUGACGCUUGUGUAGGCAUUUUACCUAUAUUAAAUACUAUGCAACCAAAUCUGCAAAUUCUUGUGGAAUCUAUCAUUAAUCUAAUUGAUUCAAUAAUCAAUUUAUUCUCUAAUAAUGGUGAUAAUCAAGAUCCGGUUUCAUUGACAUUUCCACUACCAAAUUUAGUUAAAUCAUACUAUUGUGCUGUAACUAUGACAGUAACAAUUAUUGUUAUACAGUUAAUAGUAUUUCUAGCUAAUAUACGUCGAAAUUUAUUACAGGUAUAUCGUGGUGAUGAUAGUGAAAUACCACGAAGACAGAGGUCACAAUAUGUUACAUAUGCUACCGGAAAUUUUCAUUUUGCUGGAUAUUUUAUUGGUUAUUUAAUAUGGGGUUUUAUUAUAAUAGCAUUUUUUUCGACAAUAUUUUGUAUUUCUAUUGGUGCAUUUAUUACAUUUGGAAAUGUUAAAGUGUUAGAAAAAAUUUUAAAAUUCAUUCUACCAAGUCUUUUACUUGUUACUUUUAAAGUAUUUCUCAACAAGCUUCUUGCACAAUAUGUUUUCUUACAACAUUAUGGAGAUGUCUUAGCAUUGGAUAAUCGUCGGUUUUUUAUGAUAUUUAUUUAUUUUAAUUUCUUCUUAGAUGCUUUUCUUGGUUUUAUUUCAUCAAUAUUACGUUUCGUUAAAAGUAUUAUUGGUGCAACAUUUUAUAUGUGUCGAUUAGAUUAUUCACCAUUAGGACGAAAAUUAGAAACAUUCGAUAGUGGUUUUAGUGCAUAUUGUGGGUUUAUUCAUACAGAAUGUACUCAUCGACAUCCAAUUAUGCUAGUAUUUGUUUCACAUUUAUUUAGUGAGCUUCGAAAACAACAAUAUUCAAUGACUCAUAUCGAUUUAGAUGAUUUUCCACUUGAAGAAAAAUGUGCAGUUGAAGUGAAAAAAACAUCAAAAUAUAUUCGAAAAUGGAGAUUAGCAGUUUUUCUUGUUCGAAAUCCAGCUAUUGUGUUUUUUAGAAAAACCUUUCUUAAACAAUUAUGUUUUGAGGAUCUUCAGGCAAUAAAUGAUGUUGAUAAUGAUAAUCAACAUAAUACUCAACGAGGAGCAGCUUUUUAUAUUCGUCAAAUGGCUGCACAACGGCCAAGUUUUGUUAACGAAAUCGAUCCAGCACAGAUCAUAAUUCAAAGGUUUUGAACAUAGAAGUUUUACAAAAUUAUUUUUGUUUCGGACUAUUUUUUAUAUAAAUGAAACAUUAUAAACGAUGUUGAUGAAUAAUUUUAUAUGGAAAUUUUUCUAACUGAUUGAUAUUAAUUGUAUCUAAUAAUAUUUGGUUUGUAUUUGAAUUUUACUUAAAUUGAAAUUCUUUUUUGUUUUGUAUUUUCGAUAAAUAAAUAUAUUUUUAAUAUAGUUGAGAAAUUCCUAUUUAAUAUUCAAAAGGCAUUUCAAAUCAAUUUAUACUAAGUAGACUAAUAAAAAACAAAAUCUGAGUAGUCAAUCAAUCGAAAACUCGACUUAGAAGAAAAUGUUUUCAACAUAUGAAUUGCUUUUUAAACGAAUGCUAGUGAAUAAACGUUAUCGACCGUGCUGAACUCAUAUAUUCCUAUAAGAAACACUAUUAGGUCUAUAUAUUUUAGUUUCGUAGAAGACCGGUUUUGUAGAGUACCAAACUUACGGCCAAAUUUUUCAUUUCUUUGUUCAAAUUAUAAAGUAUAUCGAAUUAUCUACAAAAAAAAAGUAACUUAGUCUGUUUCAAAUCAGUUAUUUUUAAGAAAUUUACAGCCAUUUUAAUUCAUAUAACAGAUACACAUCAACGUUUUACUGAGAAAAGUUCCAAGAAGAUAUUAUUUUGUGUAAAACUCAUUUUUGGAAAAACAGAAAAGAUUAUUUUCUCAUAAAGAACUGAAUAUGUUCUAUAAUGUGAGUAGACCUAAAACAAUUUUGGUGACAAGCUUGUUAGUCUAGAAAAUCGGUUUCUUAGAAAACUUAUACAAGAAGACCUAAGAUUUCUUAUGAUCAUAUUCGAAAUCAGAUUAGUCAUUAACUCAUAAUCCAAUAGUUUUUGGUGAGAAAGCGAUUGAUCAGUUGACAAUGUUUCCCUCGUUUGUUAUUCACGAUUAUUCAAUGUUAUUAAUCAAUAUUCUGUAUAUCCACAAGUGUUUUAUCUUGUGUUUUUCGAACACAGUCUUCUUUUCAAAGUCAUAAUUGAUAGUAUUGUAUUCGCUGAUUUCAUUAUUAUGGAAGUGCUAGUCCUUCUUUCUGCUUAUAUAGUCUUCCAAAUCUUAUACAUGGUAUAAACCAUUAUUUUCAAGUUGGUUACGACCGUCUUGAGAUGAAACAAUGACAGUGCAUCAAAUGAAUCAUCAGUGAGAGAGAAUAGUAAAACGCAUUGACUUUUGUUACUAAUUUUAAAGACUAAAAUAUAUAUGAAGAAGAAGAAAAUAUACGUAAACGAACACGAGACAACCAAUUUGCUUUUCUCGUCUACAAAAAAAAACAUUCCAUCAAUGAUAAAAAAAUAAUGAUUCGUUGUUUUUUAUUCAUGGAUUGUACUUUUGAUGUCUUAAAAUUCAUUAAAAACUUAUUAGCGAAAAUAAAAUAAAAAACUAAUCUCAAAAAUUUGAGUAUCACUGUUUUUACUAGAAUUCUUCUCAACUUAUUCGUGUCAUCAAUCUAGUUUCGUUAAUUAAUUUCUUUCUGCAAUAGUUCUGUACUUUUGUAUAAGGUGCGGAUUUUCAAAUUACCAUUGUCGAUAUACAGAGUGGCGCAAAAGUCACUUUACCGAAAAAAAAUUGAAGAUCUCCAUUACGCUUCUAGCAAACGAGCUGAUUUUUUUAUUAAUGAUAGAGUCAUGUCUAAGCUUUAUAUCCAUAAAGAAUAUGCCUAGAGAGACUCUUCGUUAAGUAUCACUAUUGAGCUCAACAAAAAAUUUUAAUUUUUCACAGAUAGAAAAAAACCAGUAUGUUUAACAAAGGGUCUCUCUUGGCAUGUCUUUAUGAGUAUAGGACUUGAACAUGCCUCUAUGAUUGAUAAAAAAAUCAGCUCUUUUGCUUGAACUAUAAUGAAAAUAUUCAAUUUUUUUCGGUACAAUGGCUUUUACAUCAUAUUGUAUAUUGUUUUUUUUCCUAUCCGCGAAAAAGUAAAAUUUUUUGUUGAGCUGAAUAGUGAUACUUAACAAAGAGUUUCUCUAGGCAUAUCUUUACGGAUAUAAAGUUUAGACAUGACUCUAUCAUUAAUAAAAAAAUCAGUUCGAUUCCUAGAACUGUAAUGGAGAUUUUCAAUUUUUUUUUCGGUAAAGUGACUUUUGCGCCACCCUGUAUAUUUCAUUUUAUUUUAAUUGUAACAAUGUUUAUUAUUAGUUUUUUAAUAUCAAUAAAAUGCUUGAGAACGGCGAGAUAAGUUCUAUUUAUUUCUAUCGAUUGAAAUACUCUUUAACAAAUAAAAUACAAAUGUUUUUUUUUAUGAAUAUUCAACAAUAUACUAUGUACUUUUUUUAAAAUUUUUUGCGAUCACUGAUGGCAUUCAGGUUUUAACAAUACUUAAAGACAAAUGGAAAGACAGUAGAAAACCUAAUGAAAACAAGAAGAGAGAGAAACAAAAAAGGUAGUUUAUUUAGAUAGAGAUCAAGAACAGUCUGAGUGGAAAGCUGAAAUACAUAAAUAGCCUUUGUAUAUCUGAAAUUAAAGUGCAUCAGAAAAAAAUUUUGUAAUUUAUACAAAUCGAACGUGUCAUAAUCAAUUACCAAAUAAGCAGGACAAUAAGAAGCGUGACACUGUAUAACAUAUUAUUCAAGAAUAGAUCUAUGUCCAAAAAAAGCUUUUUGACUGGUGCAAACAUUUAAUAGGAUAUUCUUUCAGCAGUCAAGAUCUUCGAAAGUUAAUACUAUUGCCUUGUUCUAGUAAGAGUUCUUUAUCAAUCGAAUUUAAUAGCACAGCUACAGAUCUAUUUUAAUACUUAAAAUGUCUACUUUUUGAAGAAACUUCAUCAUGUACACUUUCAGAAAAAAGUAUCCGACUGUGUGAAGGCAAUACACAACUCUUCUCAGAACGGUAUAGUAAAACUGAAAUAGAUCAUCUUGUUAGUUUUGUGUAAUAACUGGAAACAAUACGUUCUCGUCGAAGAAUUGCAAUCGAUUGAACUUGCAAUUCAUGCAUUUCUAUGAGCAAAAGUAAACCUAAGCUCAAAGUUGAAUUUUGUUUCUUUCAAUCUUUCUUAUAUAUUUUAUUAAAGUUUCACACAUUGAUAAUGCUGUGAUUACUCUUUGCUCUAAAUUGAGUAACACAACUAUCCUGAAUUAUUCAUGAAAUCAAUUUUUACCCAUGUACUUGAUUUUAAUCAAAUCUAGCGUAGUUACGGUCAUACUACAAUCACACUAUGAUCCAUAAUUUUGAACAAUAGCAGCAUAACUAUGUAUAACUACGAUUCUUCCGCUAUAGCUACAUGUGACUGUGUUACAAUUUCCUUCAAUUACAAUUGAUUUGCGGUGCUAUAACGCUACUAUUUUUUUGCAACUAUGUGUCACAAUAUGUCGCACUGUAAUCUCAACUGGAUCACAAAUCGAUCGUAAUGAAACUCAUAAAAAGACAUG
This is a messenger RNA of Rotaria sp. Silwood1, 5908 nucleotides long. Lineage: Eukaryota; Metazoa; Rotifera; Eurotatoria; Philodinida; Philodinidae. The record is from the annotation of a GenBank genome assembly.